AUGACUGAAGCAUUUGAACGAAAACGAGCGAUUCGAUCAGCAAACCGUGGAGUUAUAACGAAAUAUGUAAAGGAAGCGACUGAACUUUUCAGUAAAAUCGACGAAAAUGGAUGUAUUGAACGUUUGACAACACUCGAUAGAUUACUUGACGAAAAGCUGAAAUUUGUAAGAAAACUCGACGAAGAAAUACUCGAAACGUGUUCAGUAGAAAGCAUUACUCAAGAUAUAGAAGAAGCAGAAGAGAUUACGUCCAAGGUGUACGAUAUAAGGAAGCUUAGAAAAUCGAAGUUAUUCUGA
Molecule: messenger RNA, 297 nt
Organism: Paramuricea clavata
Lineage: Eukaryota; Metazoa; Cnidaria; Anthozoa; Malacalcyonacea; Plexauridae
Source: the annotation of a GenBank genome assembly